Molecule: messenger RNA, 1211 nt
Organism: Manis pentadactyla (Chinese pangolin)
Lineage: Eukaryota; Metazoa; Chordata; Mammalia; Pholidota; Manidae
Product: RNA polymerase-associated protein LEO1-like
Exons: 9
Coding region: 1-1086 (361 amino acids)
Biological process (GO): transcription elongation by RNA polymerase II; positive regulation of transcription elongation by RNA polymerase II
Cellular component (GO): nucleus; Cdc73/Paf1 complex
Molecular function (GO): RNA polymerase II C-terminal domain phosphoserine binding
Source: RefSeq, a predicted model, not a curated record
AUGGAAGAUUUUAGUGGGGCCAUGGAUCUGUUUGGAGACAUAGACGACAUUUCCUCAGAGAGUGACGGGGACGAUCAACCACCUAUUCCAGGGCAGCCUGUUGCUGAAAGUGGAUUACCUCAGGGCCAGCGUGGGGAAGAGCUGAUUUCUGAAAGUAGAAUAGAAAUAGAAAUUCCCAGUGUCAACUCUGAUUUAGGAAGUGAAAUGUACUUGGUUAAACUGCCCAGAUUUCUCAGCGUAGAAGCCAAGCCUUUUGAGCCUCAGUAUUAUGAAGAUGAAUUUGAAGAUAAAGUGCUUGAUGAGGAAGAUAAAACCAGGUUAAAAUUAAAGGUAGAAAAUACUAUACGGUGGAGGAUACGUCGGGAUGAGGAAGGAAAUAAAAUUAAAGAAAGCAACGCUCGGAUUGUGAAGUGGUCAGAUGACAGCCUGUCCUUGCAUUUAGGCAAUGAAGUGUUUGAUGUCUACAAAACCCCGCUGCAGGGCAAUCUCAACCACCUGUUUGUUAGGGAAGCCACUGGUCUCCAAGGACAAGCCAUCUUUAAAUCCAAGCUCACCUUUCGACCUCAUUCUGAGGACAGUGCCACCCACAGGAAGGUGACGCUGCCGCGUGCUGACAGGUGCUCAAGGACACACAAGAUGAGGAUCUUACCAAUGCUCUGCCGUGAUCCUGAACGUGAACGCACAGGAAUGAUCAAGAAAGAACAAGAACGUUUAAGGGCUUCUAUUCGCAGGGAAUCUCAGCAGCGCCGAAUGAGAGAGAAACAGCCCCAGCGGGGGCCGAGUGCCAGUUACCUGGAACCUGAUCGGUACGACGAGGAGGAGGAGGGCGAGGAGUCCAUCAGCUUGGCGGCCAUUAAAAACCGAUACAAAGGGGGCAUUCGGGAGGAACAGGGCAGAAUCUCUUCUUCAGACAGUGAUGAGGGAUCCGAAGAAGAUAAGGCUCAAAGAUUACUGAAAGCAAAGAAACUCACCAGUGAUGAGGAGGAUGAACCUUCUGGAAAGAGAAAAGCAGAAGAUGAUGAUAAACCAAAUAAAAAGCAUAACAAGUACAUGAUCAGCGAUGAAGAGGGAGAAGAUGAUGAUUGAAGUACAAAUGUAAAAACAUUUUAUAUACUUUAUUGUACAGUUUGUUUUAUAAAUAUUUAAACAUGAGUUAUUUUGAUUGCAAUGAAUAGAUUUGCUUUUCUGUAACUUUAAUUGUAAUAAAAGAU